Messenger RNA from Myotis davidii, 2767 nucleotides. Its product is annotated as YY1-associated factor 2. Gene Ontology annotation, cellular component: nucleus. Gene Ontology annotation, molecular function: DNA binding; transcription coregulator activity. NCBI's taxonomy places the organism in Eukaryota, Metazoa, Chordata, Mammalia, Chiroptera, Vespertilionidae. The transcript has 4 exons. Bases 1 to 552 code for a protein of 183 amino acids. Gene Ontology annotation, biological process: positive regulation of DNA-templated transcription. The record is from RefSeq and is a predicted model, not a curated record.
AUGGCUCUGGCCUUGCAUCCUUUGACAGAGAAGAAAAAGCUGGAUCACUUACCAGUAACUGGAGUUCUCCUAUUGGGUAAUCUCCACAGAUCCACAUUCUUUGAAGUUAUUGUGAAUGCCUCGAGGACCAAGGAACCGUUGAAAUUUCCAAUUUCAGGAAGGAAACCUCGACCUGUCUCCCAGUUGGUUGCACAGCAGGUUACUCAGCAGUUUGUGCCCCCUACACAGUCAAAGAAAGAGAAAAAAGAUAAAGUAGAAAAAGAAAAGAGUGAAAAGGAAACAACUAGCAAAAAGAACAGUCAUAAGAAAACCAGGCCAAGAUUGAAAAAUGUGGAUCGGAGUAGUGCUCAGCAUUUGGAAGUUACCGUUGGAGAUCUGACAGUCAUUAUUACAGACUUUAAGGAGAAAACGAAGUCACCGCCUGCAUCUAGUGCUGCUUCUGCAGAUCAGCACAAUCAGAGUGGCUCUAGUCCUGAUAACACAGAGAGGGGAAUGUCCAGGUCAUCUUCACCUAGAGGAGAAGCCUCAUCAUUGAAUGGAGAAUCCCAUUAAAGUUUAUUUUCUCCAAUUUCUUAGUUCAUUCAUAUCAUGCAAAUAUACAGAUUAUGCCAAGAAGUACCACAUUUUCAUGACAAACACAUUCAUGCACAAUUCAUAAUUUGCAUUUUACAUAAAAGAGAAAUUUGUUAGAAUUUGUUAGAUUUGAUUGCAAUCUAUGCCUACCAAACAUUUCCAGACUUUAACAUUUUGGUCUCCACAAUUAAAGGUGCCAUGAAAAUGUGGUUGAAUUAUUCAUUAUGCAGUGUUAUUGGUAAGUCUAUUUUCACUUUUAGUUUAGUGAAUUCUAACACAUAAUUCUUGAAUUCUCUACUAUUGGCAUGUAACGAAGUUAAAUUUUUAUAACAUAGUGCAACCUGCCUAAAUAUGUAUUAUUUGAGAAUUGUGAAACAAAUAGUUAUAUGUAUACAAGUCAAAGAUCAACUUAAUCAACUAUUGCUGCAACAGGAUUUUCUUAAUGGCUAUCCUCUUAAUACACCUGCUGGUACUUGGUGUGGUUAAAUAGAAAAACUGUUAUUAAAUAAAGAAUUUGUAUGAACCGUUGCCAAUAUUUUUGACACAUUUUGCUAAAUUAUUUUUUCCUGAAUUUUGUUUCUGGUUUUACCUCCUUUUUUUUUUUUUUUUUUGCUUUUUUUUUUUUUUUGCUUUCAAAACAUUCAUUUGUUGUAAUGUUUACUCUCAGACUAGUAAACAAUAAAACAUUGAUUAUUUAGCUUUAUAAUUCAAGUUUAGUGCUAUUGUCAUUGAACACUGGUAUUUUCUGUAUUAUAUAAAAUAUUAAAAUUCAAAUAAUUAUAAGCAUUUGACAAAAGCAGAAGAGAAAAGAAACCUGCCAUAUUUUAAAAGCUGCAGUUUUGGAAAAGCUUUAACUUAAUAGUUCUAUCACUGUUUCCUCGCCCCAAACUUUAUCCAGGGUUAUAGAAGUAUGAAUCUAAUAAAUACAGAAAUGACAACUGUUGCACAGAACUGGGAAAAAGACUAGUUUUAAAUCAGUUUAAUUGGCCUCUUAUUAAAUGUAACAAUUCUUAUGAAAAUCAUAGUGCCCUAUUUUCAGACACAGCUGCCAGUUUAUGCAUUUAUCAAUAUCCCAAAAUAAAUAUUUACAGCUCCACGUACUAUUAUGUAAAGUUAUGAAUAAAAUAUUUUUAUGACUACAGAUUUUGCAUUUUUGUUUACAACUAAUAAAGUGUUUUAUGUUAUAUUUAAAAAUCAAACCUAGAAACCACACAGUACUUCUUAAAUUCUCCUAAGGUCUCCUGCUUUUUCUUAGCCAUUUACUUAAUAUAUAGCCACCUGUAGGAGACUUCUGCAAUAUCAAUGAACUUAACAACAUAACUUGGAUACAAGAUAUCACAUAAAGACAUCAUGAUAGCAUUUUAAGAAAAAAAUAAAACUGUAGACCCUGACAGUUGUGAUAUAUGGUGGUUUCAUGUGAUAAUGUAAUUUUCUGUUUUAUUGCAGUACUUUUUACAGGCACAAUGGUACUGUCUUUUUUGUAAGAUGCUAGUUGUGAAAUAUAGUUAAUUGCAUACAGUAAAAGUCUGUGAUUAAAACAUUUAUAUACCUCAUUCUUUAGUGUUGUUAAAUGAAAAAUUAAAAUUUGUUUUUAUUAUCAGAUACUUUCAGUGGAACUUCAACUAACUGGUUAUGUUCUUUUAAAAAACAUGAAUUUUUUUCUGUCUUAUUUUUUUUUUACCAUAUUUCAGAUGUUUUUUAAAAUAUGCUUAUUUUUAGACAUAGCAAAAAUUACAAAUAAUAAUAGGGAAAAUAUUAUAAAUUUUAAGUCAAAACUAUGCUUUAGAGGUACUGGGUCUUCUGAUGAUAUUCAAAUACUUUCAGAAUGUAUUUUCAAUGGACUGCAAAAGAGACAAAUCUGACAGAGGGUGGGAUUUUACCUGAAUGGGGGUGGCAUAGUCAUCUUUCUAUAUUGGUGGGGAGAUAAUGUAGCAUGGAAAUUAAAGUACUAACUGGUGUUUGGCAUUUGAAUCCCUGUUGUAGAACCUAAGGGACCUUGAGUAAAUUACUUAUUACUCAGGGUCACUUCCCAUCUAUUAAACAGGGUGAUGAUACUCAUAUCUGACUCAUAGGGUUGUUGGGAUGAUUAAGUGUCAAUCCAUAUAAAGUUCUUAACAAUUACCUGACAUAUACUAGAUGCUUAAUAAAUGUGAGCCAUUACUAUCUUAACUGGUAAAAUUUCAUUACAAAAAUA